UGGUCCACCCAUUCCCUGCUGCUGGUCCACCCAUUCCCUGCUGCUGGUCCACCCAUUCCCUGCUGCUGGUCCACCCAUUCCCUGCUGCUGGUCCACCCAUUCCCUGCUGCUGGUCCACCCAUCUCGGUUCUCUCCAACAGGCGGAGUGAGGUAUGGGGUCAGUGCUUGUGGCUGCCUGCCUUCUGGCCCUACUGACAACAGGAGAGGGUCUGAUGUGCUGGGUGUGUCUACCUGAGGUUGAGGGCAGCUUGUUCAGCAAGGAUGCUGCAGUCUUGUGGAUCGCCAACAUCUCCCGUACCUGGGUAGGCCUCACUCAAGAUGACUUCGGCUACUGCCCAGACUUCGACUACAGUGUCAAGUACCAGGGCGCUUGUAAUAGUAGCCUGGGCCUCCCUGCCUGCAUUUACGUUUCUAAUGACUACUGGAUCGCACGUACGUGUGGAGUAGUCCCCAAAGGGAUGGAGAUGGGAGAGUGCCAGACUACGAGGGACUACACUGUCUGCUACUAUGGCAGUGACUACUCCAACAUAGGGAACAGUGGUGUCCCUAUUCUGGGUUCUCACCUUCUGCAGGCACUGCUGCUACUGUUCCUACUGGUGCCAGCCUUCACCGCCGCCUUCUGAACACUUAAACUGUACUCAGAUUGCCAG
Messenger RNA from Cherax quadricarinatus, 650 nucleotides. Lineage: Eukaryota; Metazoa; Arthropoda; Malacostraca; Decapoda; Parastacidae. The record is from RefSeq and is a predicted model, not a curated record.